Diachasma alloeum is the source of this 1498-nucleotide messenger RNA. Its product is annotated as ancylostoma secreted protein. NCBI's taxonomy places the organism in Eukaryota, Metazoa, Arthropoda, Insecta, Hymenoptera, Braconidae. The transcript is spliced from 10 exons. The record is from RefSeq and is a predicted model, not a curated record. Gene Ontology annotation, cellular component: extracellular region. Bases 8 to 1405 code for a protein of 465 amino acids.
AGCAACAAUGUUGACAACAUUCGCUCUUGUGUUAUUGGUGAGCGUUGGUGCCUUCGUCAAUGGUCAAGCGGACUAUUGCGAUGUGGAGAGUUGCAAGAUGAAGGGACCGCACACGGUCUGCAAAUAUCCGUCGGAGGAGCCUUCGGAGGAAUGCGGUCAGCUUGAGCAGAUAGGGGUGACUGAGGAGGAGAAGAAAACCAUUGUCGACAGACACAAUCACUGGAGACGUUACGUUGCUGCUGGAAAAGAGACGAGGGGAAAUCCUGGACCUCAGCCCGCUGCCACUAACAUGGGGGAUUUGGAAUGGGACGACGAAUUGGCUUUCAUAGCGCAGAGAUGGGCUAAUCAGUGCAACGAUGUGCAUGAUGCGUGCCACGACACAUAUACUGAGUGGGUGGGCCAAAAUCUCAAUUGGGGCGCUUGGAGCGAUGGCUACCAUCCGAAUGUAAUAAGAGACCUGGUUGACAAUUGGUAUAAUGAAGUGGAGCACUUCGACGCUAAUACUGUCUCAGCCCUCCAGCCAAAACCCCCAGGAGUCAAACUUUACCAUUACGUUCAGAUGGUCUGGGCCGAUACCAAGCGGAUCGGAUGCGGCAUCACCAAAUACACCAGAAAUAAGCCGACCCAGUACAAUCCCGAUAUGUGGCCGGAGCUGUUCCUCGUCUGCAACUACGGCCCGACAGGAGUUCUCCAAGAUUGGCCGUUAUUAUACAGUCUGACAAUGGGGAAAAAAUUGAGUCAAGUGGUGCUGUUGUGCUGCAUAGCAUUCGUCGUUGGGCAGGAACCAAAGUUCUGUGAUCUGCAAUCUUGUGGCGAUAAUGUACACACGUUAUGCGCACACCCUUCACCUGACCCCGACAGUUCGUGUGGUGAAUUGGGGGUUGUGGGUUUGACCCAGGAAGAGAAAGACGCUCUGCUCAAGGCACACAAUGAUUACCGAGCUUACGUUGCCAGCGGUCAGGAAGGAAGAGGCAGUAAUGGUGGCCAACCAGGUGCCACAAAUCUUGGACCCCUGGAAUGGAAUGACGAAAUAGCGGAAAUUGCACAGCGAUGGGCCAAUCAAUGUAAUUUCGGUCACGACAAUUGCCGAAACACAGCUGACGAUUAUGUUGGACAGAAUAUUGCAUCAGUGUCUUGGAGUGACCAAUUCCACUACGACAGUAUCACUGGAAUGGUGGAUAGUUGGUACAACGAAGUGGACAAUGUCGACAGAAACAUUGUCUCAGCUUAUCAAUUUUCAGAAGACACCGGCCACUACACCCAGCUCGUCUGGGCCGGUACCACUCAGCUUGGCUGCGGUCUCACGAGAUACAAAAAACCCGGGGAAUGGUACAAUACAUACCUCGUGUGUAACUACGCCCCAGGAGGAAAUAUCAUCGGCGCGCCGAUAUACCAGACGUCUUAAUCUGCAGCGAUUUUUUUUUCAUCUAUUCUUUGCAUGCAAUGCAAUAGGAUAUGUCAUUAGUGUUAAUAAAUAAAUAUCAUUUAUGAAUGCACA